Nothobranchius furzeri (turquoise killifish) is the source of this 2643-nucleotide messenger RNA. RefSeq names its product inositol hexakisphosphate kinase 2b (gene ip6k2b). Lineage: Eukaryota; Metazoa; Chordata; Actinopteri; Cyprinodontiformes; Nothobranchiidae. Gene Ontology annotation, molecular function: inositol hexakisphosphate kinase activity. Gene Ontology annotation, biological process: phosphatidylinositol phosphate biosynthetic process; inositol phosphate biosynthetic process. The record is from RefSeq and is a predicted model, not a curated record. Gene Ontology annotation, cellular component: cytoplasm; nucleus.
UGAUCCGUCGUCAGUUUCUGUAACAGCGCAGCGACGUGAAAGACAUCAGUGUGUGUCGGUUUAAAACGCUCUGGCAGCUAUAACAGCAGUCCACGGAACGUCAAUUUCAACGUAAACAAUAACAGUGAAUAUACAGCAGCGGUGGAGGUUUUUAUUCCCCCUCCAGUUACAAAAAGGAACGGAAAUCGUCGCUGGUUUCAGGUUUUUUUUCCUCUUCGGCUUUUUUGUUUUUCACUGCUUCGGUCAAACAGGUGAGCAACAGCGCCCCCCUGUGAGACGACGGGGAACGGCUUGAGAAUAGGGAGCCUGAGAAGAAGCACCGACAUCCUCCCUUGCGACGUGGGUUCCCACAGCUCAGCUGUCCGAUGCGGAGUGAGGAUGAGCCCCGCUCUGGAAGCCCUCAUGCAGGCGGACGGGACUCCUUACUCGGGGAAAGGGGUGAUGCUUGAGCCCUUCGUGCACCAGGUGGGGGGCCACUCCUGCGUGCUGCGCUUUGGGGAACAGACUAUAUGCAAGCCCCUCAUCCCCCGAGAGCACCAGUUCUACAAGAGCCUGCCUCCGGAGAUGAGGAAGUUCACCCCGCAGUUUAAAGGAGUUGUGUCUGUCAGUUUUGAAGAAGAUGAGGAAGGGAACUUGUGCCUCAUCGCCUACCCGCUUCACAGUGAGUCAGCGGACUUGGGAAACAAAGACCCCUCAGCAGACUGUGAGCCUAAGACCAAAAUGCUAAAGUGGAGCAACAAGAAGCAGUCCGCCUUGCUCCUGGAGAAAGACAAGUACAGCAAAGACAGAGCUCGGAACAGCCGGAAAGAAGACAAGCUCGUCAGUUAUAAUCGUGAUGAGGUGCAGCAGGCAGAAGUUCUGUACUUGAGCCUGGAGAAAGGAAACGUGGUGUCACAGAUCAAACACAACCCCUGGAGUCUGAAGUGUCAUCAGCAGCACCUACAGAGGAUGAAGGACAACGCAAAGCACCGCAACCAAUACAAGUUUAUCCUCCUGGAGAACCUGACAUGGCGCUACAACGUACCGUGUGUGUUGGACUUGAAGAUGGGAACCCGCCAACAUGGCGACGAUGCUUCAGAGGAGAAGAAGGCCAAUCAAAUUCGCAAGUGUCAACAGAGCACGUCUGCUUCUAUCGGGGUGCGGCUGUGUGGCAUGCAGGUGUAUCAGUCCGACUCUGGCCAGCUGAUGUACAUGAAUAAGUACCACGGGCGUAAGCUAACGCUUGCGGGCUUCAAAGAGGCGCUCUACCAGUUUUUUCACAACGGGCGGCGCCUUCGCCAUGAGCUGCUGUCCCCGGUGCUGCGCAGGCUCCGGGAAAUGCAAGCCGCCCUGGAGGCCUGCGAGUCCUACCGCUUCUACUCCAGCUCUCUGCUCAUCAUCUACGACGGCGAUCCCCCCAGGGCCCCCUCCAGACCCAGGCACCGAGGAGGGGAAGAAGGAGAUGAGGAUGAUCCAUCCGAUGAAGAGGAGGAGGAAGGGGCAUUUGGUUUUCCUCGUCCGUCUUCAACAGGCAGUGCCGCCGGAGAGGCCAGCAGCCCUGAGGUGGACGUGCGCAUGAUUGACUUUGCUCACACCACCUGCAGACACUACGGGGAGGACAGCGUAGUGCACGAAGGCCAGGACAGCGGCUUCAUCUUCGGUCUCCAGAAUCUGAUCACCAUCAUCUCCCAGCUGGAGGACCACAGCACUGACUGAAGCUGCACCGGAGCUUUCCUGGUCUAGAUUUCCAGCAUGGGAGUUAAAACCCCGCCAUAACCCCACGGUGCUUCUCGCCCACAUGGGGGUCUGCUUGGUGGAAACCCCAGACACCUCCUGGACGGGGAGGGGAGAAGAGUCUGCGUGGUUGAUCCUGCACUCUCGCUUACCUGCCGAAGGGAAAGGGCUGCUUGUGCCCUCCCUUGCACUUUUCUCUUUUUGAGACUGAGACUUGUUUUUGUUUUCCAUUGAAGGAGCGGCGUUGCAUGAGACGGGCGUCUUACAACAAACACGGGGUCUCCUGUGGGACUCCCCUCCUCCGGUGCAGACGAGCAGCUUAAGUUCUCUCUGAGAGAGAAGGAGCCAGGCCGAGCCUUUUGAAGCUGUACUUAGGAGGCCGUCGUGGUGCUUUACUUGUGAUAAAAACCGUUUUUUAUGAACUAUCUGUCCCCAAAAGCACAGAGCUAACAGUGGGGAGGUUUAGCUAGUUAGCCGAACAAGCUGACCCUGGCUGGCUGGAUCAGCAGCCUUGUAGCAGUUAGGACAUUUCGUGUUUAUGUUGACGUCUUGUACGAGACGGUCGGUGUGUCCGCCAGGCACUUGGACUUUUCGGUGUAAUAUUACCUAGGUCUAGAAGAAGGGGUUCCUCCAGCACUUCCUGCCUACAAGCGUUGUGUUCUGGAGAGGGGAUUGUGUUGGGGUUUUGUCAUUUUAUUGUCUUUCUUAAUGUUCUCAUCUGAUCUUUAUUCCUGAAUGUUGGACUAAACGAAGAGGAUUUCUUGACAAGAACACAAGCUACAAAGACUAUUUAUUGAAAUGGACGGAGUUUAAAAAUGGAAAGGAGCACAUUCCAUAUUGCCACUUUUGUGUUUUGUCCCUCGGGUUUAUUUUCUUAUGCAUACCUACCUGUGUCUUGAAAAAAUAAAGGCAUUCGUUGUGGUAAAGUUA